Messenger RNA from Darwinula stevensoni, 411 nucleotides. Lineage: Eukaryota; Metazoa; Arthropoda; Ostracoda; Podocopida; Darwinulidae. The record is from the annotation of a GenBank genome assembly.
CACUCCAACCGAUCCUUCAGGACCAUCAGCAUCAUCCCCGUUCUCGCCACCGUUCCUCCUUUCCUCUCGACCAGAAUGAGAUCCCGAAUCGCCGUUCAGAUUCUCGCCGUGAUGUUCGCCCUGGCACUCACCAUGGAUGCUGUCGUCGGAGUGAACUACAAAACGUGCAAAAAAUACUGCGACGGGGGAAUGGGUGGGGCGUCGGUCCUCUGCACCUUCUUCACGUCGGGCUGGCUGGGCGACCAAUGCCAGAAAAUCAUCAACGCCCCGCCCAAGACCUGCAAGAACUUCUGCAAAUUAUUGGUGUUGUUCAAGGAAUUUGACGCCGAUAGCGAGCACGUCGCCAAUUUUGAAGGAUAGUUCCGGUGCGAAGAGUGGCUCGAAAAUUGAGUGAAAUAAAAACUGGCAUAC